Numida meleagris (helmeted guineafowl) is the source of this 1769-nucleotide messenger RNA. RefSeq names its product potassium voltage-gated channel subfamily A regulatory beta subunit 2 (gene KCNAB2). Gene Ontology annotation, biological process: regulation of action potential; regulation of potassium ion transmembrane transport; potassium ion transport. Gene Ontology annotation, molecular function: voltage-gated potassium channel activity; transmembrane transporter binding; potassium channel regulator activity. Gene Ontology annotation, cellular component: membrane; voltage-gated potassium channel complex; juxtaparanode region of axon. NCBI's taxonomy places the organism in Eukaryota, Metazoa, Chordata, Aves, Galliformes, Numididae. The record is from RefSeq and is a predicted model, not a curated record.
CGCGCGGCGUCGGGUUACUGGGGCGAUGCGCGCCGCCCCGCGGGGGAGGCACCGCCCGGCUCCGCUCCGCGCCGCUCCGCUCCGUCCCACCGCGGGGUGAGGCAGCGCGCGGGGCGAGGUUGGCGAGGCUGGCUCCAUGUAUCCGGAAUCCACCACGGACUCCCCGGCACGACUCUCGCUGAGGCAGACGGGCUCCCCCGGCAUGAUCUACAGCGCGAGGUAUGGGAGCCCCAAGCGCCAGCUCCAGUUCUACAGAAAUCUGGGCAAGUCCGGGCUGCGCGUGUCCUGCCUCGGCCUGGGGACAUGGGUGACAUUCGGAGGGCAGAUCACGGACGAGAUGGCCGAGCAGCUGAUGACUUUAGCGUACGACAAUGGCAUUAAUCUGUUCGACACUGCAGAAGUCUACGCUGCCGGCAAGGCCGAGGUUGUGCUGGGAAACAUCAUCAAGAAGAAGGGCUGGAGACGAUCCAGCCUGGUCAUCACCACCAAGAUCUUCUGGGGAGGAAAAGCAGAGACGGAGCGGGGACUGUCCCGGAAGCACAUCAUCGAAGGUCUGAAGGCAUCGCUGGAGCGGCUGCAGCUGGACUACGUGGACGUGGUGUUCGCCAACCGGCCCGACCCCAACACGCCCAUGGAAGAGACGGUGCGCGCCAUGACCCACGUCAUCAACCAGGGGAUGGCCAUGUACUGGGGCACGUCGCGCUGGAGCUCCAUGGAGAUCAUGGAGGCGUACUCGGUGGCGCGGCAGUUCAACCUGAUCCCGCCCAUCUGCGAGCAGGCCGAGUACCACAUGUUCCAGCGGGAGAAGGUGGAGGUGCAGCUGCCUGAGCUCUUCCACAAGAUAGGUGUUGGCGCCAUGACCUGGUCCCCGCUGGCGUGCGGCAUCGUCUCGGGGAAGUACGAUGGUGGCAUCCCUCCGUACUCAAGAGCAUCACUGAAGGGAUACCAGUGGCUGAAGGACAAGAUCCUGAGCGAGGAAGGACGGCGGCAGCAGGCCAAGCUGAAGGAGCUGCAAGCCAUCGCCGAGCGCCUGGGCUGCACGCUGCCGCAGCUCGCCAUCGCAUGGUGCCUGCGCAACGAGGGCGUCAGCUCCGUGCUGCUGGGAGCCUCCAACGCCGACCAGCUGAUGGAGAACAUCGGAGCCAUCCAGGUCCUUCCCAAGCUGUCGUCUUCCAUUGUCCAUGAGAUCGACAGCAUCCUGGGCAACAAACCCUACAGCAAGAAGGACUACCGCUCCUAGGCGCGCCCCGGCACGCCGCCCCGCCGCCCGAUCGCUUGCUUACGCUUGGAUGAAGCAAAGUGGAGAGCGCGGUCCGCAUCGAGAACACAGCACGCCGCGAGUGUAGAGAAACCGUUCCAAACGUCGCUGCAAGAGAACAUAACGCUUACUACAUAACAUUUAAUUUGAAUGCAAGAAAGCCACCGCCGGGGAGAGCGCGGGGGCAGCGCCCGCCCCACGCCCGGACUCGGAGCCGCAGGGGCACGCGGCCAGGCUCCGCGCUGCGCUGCCGGGGGCUGUCCUGGCACCGUGCGGAGGACUCAGCCGGCGGGGGCCGUCCUGGGCGGCGGCUGCGGCCGUUGCAUGCGUCUCCCCGCUGCUUCUCUUCUUUACUUUGUGUUUCUGGACAAGGAGGCCGUUGGGUGCAGGUGUGCUCAGGGCACCGUGGGAGCGUGGCUUGGGCAAGGCUGGAUGCCGGCCCAGGCCUGCGCCGGGGGUGUAAGAGGCUGCUGUGCAACACCCAGCAACAAAACAACCACCACCACCACCA